Molecule: messenger RNA, 4042 nt
Organism: Aedes aegypti (yellow fever mosquito)
Lineage: Eukaryota; Metazoa; Arthropoda; Insecta; Diptera; Culicidae
Product: coiled-coil domain-containing protein AGAP005037
Exons: 21
Coding region: 683-3814 (1043 amino acids)
Biological process (GO): regulation of DNA-templated transcription
Cellular component (GO): cytoplasm
Molecular function (GO): ATP binding; transcription factor binding
Source: RefSeq, a predicted model, not a curated record
UUCUAUCGACCGACGACAGUAACGGUGGAUCUUUGCCUAGCACUGUUAAUUUCGCUCUAUCUAAAAGUGUCGGAAAACCGGAAUAUUCAAUAAAAAUUAGAUCAUUUUCGUCAUACAAAUCAGCGGUGAUGAUCAAGUUCGCGAUAUUCGAUGAUUGUUUCGCAGUAGGCCACGGCGCGCGCGAAUUACGAGCUAACUGAAAAUUUCGUACGCCAUUAGGGGAGUGUUGAGUGCAGAAACACCAGACAUCGAAUUUGAAGUCUACAUUGAGGCAAAUAACCGACUCGAAGGGAAACGCGAAGAUAAAAACCUCUCGGGGAUAAUACUACGAUUUUCGGAGCAGGGAUAUAGUAUGAUAUUAGUAGUACCUAACGCGCAUGUGGUGCACACCGGUGUCCCUUCCUAAAGUGUUGAACACAAGUGCUUCAAGAAGAAGGAAAACAGUUAUAUGAGUGAUUGGGACAUCCCAUAAAAUAUCACCUAUAUGCACAAAGUGAAUAUUAUCAUAAAAGCUCGACAGGAAUCGUUAAGUAGAGUAUAAGCCUCCAUAGUUCCGAACCUUCGUUCCGGUUGUUAUCCAGUUAUCCAGUCAAACCUCAAAGCAAAAGGAAUCAUAGAAGUGCAACUAUAAUAAUCAACUUUCCAUAAAUCGUUCGGGGAAUUCGUCAGAAAAAUUCCCAAAAUGCUGAUACGGUGGAAGAGUAAAGACAAAAGCUCUUCCUCAAACUCAUCAGGAAGCACGAAGAAGAAAAGGAAAGGCCGAGAAGGAGAUGAAGAUUGGCAGAACGAAAAAAGCAACCGCAAUCAACAGAAUGAGCCAGCAACAGACGAUCGAAGACGUGUUGCCAGAAGUAGAGAGGAUCCUAGAAGACACACUUUGGGUGGAGACAUGUUGCAUUAUCAGGGACAAGGCGAACUCUCAGUCCUUCAGCGAUCCCUGGAUUUAGAUACUCGGCAGAUGAGAGCAUAUCCACCCGUUAAUCAAGGUGCGCUGUUUGAUGAUGAUCCUGGAAUUAUGUCCGAGGUUGAAACCGCCAGUACAGGAUUUAGACGAGGUGGUAAACAAAGAUCUUCAUUGCCAGUUGUUCGAACACCGUCUAAAACCCUCGAAAGACCAUUAGGACUGGUGUUUUUGCAAUACAGAUCUGAGACAAAAAGAGCGUUGCUUCCAAACGAAAUCACCUCUAUCGAUACUGUACGGGCUUUGUUUGUGCGAUCAUUUCCCAGGCAAUUAACCAUGCAGUACUUGGAAGGCCCCAAUGUCAAAAUAUAUAUUCACGAUUCCAGUAAGGAUAUGUUCUACGAGCUGGAGGAUGUGCGAUCACAUCUACGGGAAAUCCGGGAUCGUUCCGUUCUCAGAUUGUUCGAGUCAAAUGAAGUGAGUGCCCCUCAAGUUUUGCCUGGAGGCCCUGGCAUUCCACAACCGUUAGCGACACCUGGCGCACCUGGGCUUUGGGACUCAGAACAAAGCUACUUCAGUGAACCGGAAUUCGAUUCAGAUUACAGGCAUCAGCAUAUUCAUAAGAGUAAGACUGGAAAAGCACCAUACUACUUAGGAGCACAAACUUUACCUAGAGGAAUGUAUUCAGACAGAAGCAAAAGCACAACCGGACUACCUUCGAAGCCAAUACGGUCGUACGGAUCAAAAGGAAGCAUUGGACCGUCAUUUCAAUACUCGCCAGAUCAGCUUUAUAGCAUUCCAGAUGGAUACAUGAGUUCUCCAGAACGAAGCGGUGCCAACAGAGCAUAUGAGGAGCCUUAUUAUACCCAGUAUAGCGGGCGGGGAAAUGCAGUUACGUCAAUUAUAGAUGAAGAACAAGGAGAUGCCAAUUUAGCAGAUGAUCAAUAUGCAAUGUAUGGUGUUAAAGGCCUUGGAAGAAUACCGCAUGCUGCAAAUCAAAUGUAUGAGCCAACAAGGCCUGAGGAUCUACAUCGCAUUCGGGUUGAGCACAUGGAAAGACAGUUGGCCAAUCUGACCGGCUUGGUACAGAAAGCAUUGACACAGAAACCAGCACAGCCAGUAGUUAGUAACAAUCAAAGCACAUUAGGCCUGCCAGCACAAUAUCGUUCAGACAAAUCAGUGUCAUUUGAAAAAUCCGUUUCGUUCAGCGAUGAUGUUCAGGGAACCCCUAAGCCUUAUUCUCCACAUCACCUAGCUGACACAAAACCAUCAAAACCUGCAAUCAAAUCCUCAACGUUGCCACGAACAUCAUCUCAAGAACGUGAUCGGUUGAAGCCUGCACCACCACCAAAACCGCUAGUAUUAGCGGCGAAUCAAUACAACGCAGACCUGUCGCUCGCACCGGAAGUAUACAAUAAUCUGCGAGGAUUGCAGAAAAAGGCCAAAGAUUUGAGAACAGAAGUACGAGCAAUGCGGCGCCUAACCCAAACACAAGCGGUUGCCAUACGAGAAGAUAUAAAGGAUACAUUUAUGAGAAUACGGGCAACAUUGCUGUCCAGUAGUGGAGCACAUUGGGGACAAUCAGAUCAAGAACGAACGAAAAUGACUAGAGAGGAGGAAAUUUACAAACAAGAAGUAAUACGAUUAGAAAAGGAUUUGAGUGAUUUGGAAUCAUCGGUUGAGGGUUUACGAGGAGAAGUUAUCAAUCGUCGCACUCGUGUUAAUAUGACGGCAGUUGAAGACAUGGCUCUUGUUCUCAGUAGGGCGAGUAAAACUGUCGCAGAAUUGAAGUUGCGAUUUCCCAGGUUACAACAAGAUCUGCGUACAUUCCUCACUAUCGAUAUGGAAAGAAUUUGCCGAGAAGAAAAUUUCCUGAAGGAAGAACCGGAGCGAUUGGAGUCAGCAUUGAGGAGGUGUAAGAAGUUAACAGGCACGUUAGUUACACUUAAAAGGCUUGCAAGUGUGCAGGAACAACGAUUGCCCAUUCCUGAACCAUUCUUGUCAGAGGAACCGGUGAGAGCAUCUGAAGGGCCACCAAAUCCCAACAAGCCAGUCCCAAGUCCCAGGCUGGGGGCGGUCUCUAUCAACGGGGGAAUUGCGCCAGAAAACGCCCUCGACGCUCUUCUAGAUGAACUUCAAACAUUUGCCAAACCACCAAAUGGAACAAAUGAGAUUCGCCCUGAUGAUUCCACUUCUGAUGACAGCUCGCAAGCUAUACAAACAACAGUAACUACAAAAAUGGCUCAAGCUCAGCUUUACCCUGAUACAAUAUCAACCAAUGUAGGACUAAGACGUUUACACUCAUACCCAAGUGGAUCAGAUACUGAUACUAGUCCCCCUCAACCUAUUCGCCCGAUUGGCAAGCCACCCGUUCCUGAGCGUAACGCUGAAUUACUAUCAAAGGUCAACAGUAAGCGAGUACCUCCACCUCCGCCGCCUCGAACUAGCUCGCGUAGCCCUCUGGCUAGUCCCACCAGUCCCAAUAUGCCCCAUCAAAUGCAACAAAUUUCAGAUAUCGAUCAGCAAAACAUCAUAAACUCAGAAAACAUGACAAAAGAUUCGGGGAUGGAUUCCAGCAGCGAAUCAGUUAGUUCAGAUAACUCACAACGACAACAAGCUCUUGAAAUGCGUCAUCAGGAAUUAUUGAAGAAACAAAAACAGCUUCAAGAACAAUAUCAACGUUUACAACAAAUGAGUAAGAAUAGCAUCCCACUUGUCACUCCUGACGAUAAGAAAAAAGGUAGAUCCGGUAUGAGUGGAUCGUUGAAGAAUUUAGCUGAUGAAAACUUUUCUGAUGGUAUUGAUGCAUCCAACUGCGGCAACAUUGACAAAAACGGAGAACUAAGUAGUACUGGCACUGUGAGCAAUCUCACAAAGACUACCAAUAAAGUCUAUGAAACUGAUAUACUAUAACAGCAAGCCAAAGGAUGGCAUGAAACAGAUGUAGAUUUUCUAUGAUCUAAUUUAGACGCUAAACAUAUUUUUAGAUCCUUUGGCAAACGAUGCUAAGGUUUUGUUAUGUUUUAUAAUUUUCGAUCUACAUGUCGAAGAUAUACAGUCGAAAAAUAUCGAGAGGUGUUACGAUUAUGUUAUACUUCUUACUUGUGAUGUUUUCAAUAAAUAAGCGUUAAUUGCAUUAAA